Molecule: messenger RNA, 901 nt
Organism: Prorocentrum cordatum
Lineage: Eukaryota; Dinophyceae; Prorocentrales; Prorocentraceae
Source: the annotation of a GenBank genome assembly
CGCACCGCUGCGCGAGCCGCACUCUCUGUACUCUUUUCUGUUUGUUUCUCCACUCCUCGUCAUCAUGGCGCUCGAUGCCGCGACGAUGCGUCUCAUCCUCGGUGAGAAGCUCGACCCAAUGAACAAACGUAUGGAUGAGCUGUCCAACAAGUUGAACACCAACAUCGCGAGCAUCAAGAACAUGGACGAGCGGCUGACGGCGAAGUUGAAGGAGCACACCGACUCCUUAGACGCAUGCCGCACCGACAUCACCACCCACUCGGAUCGGAUGGACGAGUUCGAGCUCCGCCUUUCCGCUCUCAGCCAGGGCGCGCAGGACGGCAUGGAGGACGCAGCUGGCAUCGCGGGGACCUACACUGCCGCCAGCCGCAUCAACUCGCUUGAGGCCUCGUUCGCGGCGCUCGAGAAGUCGGUGAAGGACCAGGUGACGACUCUACAGUCCAGUACGGUCGGAACCUCGCGCGCGAGCUCCAGUGCCGGCGGCUCGCACGGCGCCUCAGGCGAUGACCCGUGGCAGCGUUACAUCCGCCAGCGCACUGGGCAAGCGCCGCCGCCUGGCAGCACGACGAACGAGGUGAACAAGUGCAAGGUCUGGAUCCGCGGUUUCCCCAGGAAGCUGAUGGCAUCCGCCUUCUCCAACCAUUUUAGCGUGGUGAAGACGUUGAUGGACCAGGAGGCCCGCGACCACUGCCGCGCGCAGACCCAGAACUACAAGAUGAGCUACAACAUCACAUUUGACACCGAGGAGUUGGCACGCAACUUUCACAUGAAAUGCAGGGCUGAGCGCAUCCUGAAGUGGACGGAUCCGCGCGACGCACAAGUACACGAACUGCGAGCAGGACUGGACCAGCCCCUUGAUAUCCGCCACAAGAGCUAUGUCUUAGGACAGUGCUGGACGCUG